Penicillium daleae is the source of this 1200-nucleotide messenger RNA. RefSeq lists its product as uncharacterized. The record is from RefSeq and is a predicted model, not a curated record. Bases 1 to 1200 code for a protein of 399 amino acids. NCBI's taxonomy places the organism in Eukaryota, Fungi, Ascomycota, Eurotiomycetes, Eurotiales, Aspergillaceae. The transcript is spliced from 5 exons.
AUGGGCGAGGAACGUUCGGUGAACUAUAGUACGCCGUCGGAUGGAGGGUCGGCGUUGAUUAUCGUGAGUGUGGUGUUGUCCGUGGUGCAGAUCGUCUUUGUUGCGGCGCGGUUUUAUACGCGCUAUAUGCAGCGGAUGAAAUGUGGACUCGAUGACUAUGUUAUGCUCUUUGCCCUGGUAAGGCGAUUCCCUUGCGAUUUGAUCUCAGCGCAGGGCGGUGCUAACAAAUUCACCUCUCAGGCUGGAAGUUUGGCAAAAGCAAUCCUCUACAUCGUCUUGGUCGAAUUGGCAGGACUCGGGUAUCAUCUUGAUGAACUAAGCCAACCAAAACAGAAAGUAGCACUCAUCCGAAAGUCUUUCUUUGUCCUGGAGCUACUAGACGUCCCCCUCUGCAUCACGCCUGCCAAAAUCUCCCUUCUCCUCUUCUACAUCCGCAUCUUUUGCAUCCGCAAAUUCCAGAUCCUCGUCUACCUCGUGGGAUCUCUAGUCCUGGCCAUUGGCAUCACCGUCUUCUUCCAGACAAUCUUCCAAUGCUCACCCAUCUCUUAUGGCUGGGAUCGGAGCAUCGGCCAUGGCACUUGUAUUAACCAAACCGUGUUCUACCGGUAUAUCUCACCGCUCAAUGUUUUGACUGGCAUUUUGAUCCUCGCUAUGCCCUUGCCAUUGGUGUGGAAACUUCAAGCACCAAAGGCACAGAAGGUGGCUUUGACUGCAGUUUUCCUCCUGGGUGGACUCGGAACUGUGGCGAACAUCCUUCGAAUGGUGCUUUUUAUGAUUAACACUUCUACACACCAUAGUGAUAUUACCUGGUUCUCCAUCAGACUAGCCAUUCUGUCCGUCGUCGAAGGCGCAGUCAUCAUCAUCGCCUCUUGCCUCGUAACAAUCUGGCCCCUAGUCAUCCGCCUUACACCCCAACGCCUCCUCUCCGCUCUACCCGGUUCCACCCCUCCAUCCCGAGAACAUCACCAAUAUUGGUACAUGCCCACACGCCUGCAAACCAAAAGUGAAGCCGCCCUCGCAGACUCAAGAGCAAUUAGUACCCCCCGAGAACCAGAAUCAAAGAGUCCCUGGUACAGCUCACACUCCUCGUUCGAGGAUCUAGAAGAUCAAAGAUGGUGGAGUUACGAAGAAGGGGAUGAAAUUAGGCCCUGCGGGGCCACUUUCGUGUCACUUAGAACAAAAGUUGAGACUCAUCAAUAA